AUGGAACCACAAAACCACACGGAAGUAUCAGAAUUUCUCCUCUUGGGUCUCUCAGAAGAUUCUGAAUUACAACUCCUUCUCUUUGGACUGUUCCUGUCCAUGUACCUGGUCACAGUGGUCGGGAACCUGCUCAUCAUCCUGGUCAUCAUCUCUGACGCCCAUCUCCACACCCCCAUGUACUUCUUCCUCUCCAACCUGUCCUUUGUUGACAUUUGUUUUAUAUCCACCACCAUCCCAAAGAUGCUGGUGAACAUCGAUGCACACAGUAAAGACAUAUCCUACACAGGGUGCAUCACUCAGGUGUAUUUUUUUACGGUUUUUAUUGGACUGGAUAAUUUCCUCCUGACCGUGAUGGCCUAUGACCGGUUUGUGGCCAUCUGCCACCCCCUGCACUACACAGUCAUCAUGAACCCCUGCCUCUGUGCUCUGCUGGUUCUGAUGUCUUGGUUCAUCAUGUCCCUGGUUGUCCUGGUUCACGUCCUACUGAUAAGGAGGCUGACAUUCCCCAGGGCCACAGAAAUCCCACAUUUCUUCUGUGAGUUGGCUCAGAUUCUAAAAGUAGCCCCCUCUGAUAACUUCAUCAAUAACAUCUACUUGUACAUGUCAACUGUGUUGCUGGGUGUGUUUCCCAUCACAGGGAUUCUUUACUCCUACUCUAAAAUUGUCUCCUCCUUAAUGAACAUGUCCUCCACUGCAAGGAAGAAUAAAGCAUUUUCCACCUGUGGGUCUCACCUCUGUGUGGUCUGCUUGUUCUAUGGAACAGGACUUGGGGUCUACCUCAGUUCUGCUGUGACCCCUUCUUCCCAGAGCAGCGCCAUUGCCUCACUGAUGUACGCAGUGGUCACCCCCAUGCUGAACCCAUUCAUCUACAGCCUGAGGAACAAGGACGUGAAGGGGGCCCUGGGAAGACUGCUCAGCACGGCAGCCUCUUGCCUGUGA
Molecule: messenger RNA, 939 nt
Organism: Lemur catta (Ring-tailed lemur)
Lineage: Eukaryota; Metazoa; Chordata; Mammalia; Primates; Lemuridae
Product: olfactory receptor 7D4-like
Exons: 1
Coding region: 1-939 (312 amino acids)
Biological process (GO): G protein-coupled receptor signaling pathway
Cellular component (GO): membrane
Molecular function (GO): olfactory receptor activity; G protein-coupled receptor activity
Source: RefSeq, a predicted model, not a curated record